Messenger RNA from Carassius carassius (crucian carp), 3082 nucleotides. Its product is annotated as germ cell-specific gene 1-like protein. NCBI's taxonomy places the organism in Eukaryota, Metazoa, Chordata, Actinopteri, Cypriniformes, Cyprinidae. The transcript has 7 exons. Gene Ontology annotation, cellular component: plasma membrane. The coding region runs from base 1257 to 2327 and encodes 356 amino acids. The record is from RefSeq and is a predicted model, not a curated record.
AUCUACCAGCUCAUAUUUUGACUAUUUAAGAAACUCAAAGCUCUGAUAAGUUCUAACAAUCCUCUUUACAAGGGGCUAUUUCUUUACUAACUUUACUAGUAUGAUUUAUUAUGGGUAGGGUAUAAUAUGUAAUGCCAUAAUAAUACCAUUUCAGUUUCCUUCAUUUCUCUGAAGAAACAGUAUGUUUUGCUGAUUAGCUCAGUAAAUCUUGUUGUUCUACUCUGUUUUACAGUGUUUUGGAAGUGAUGGUAAACUACGUAGUUCUCCAUUACUGCAAGUCCCAGGCCUGGGGAUGAUCGUGCUACUUUUUUUUCUGUCCCCCUUUCUCCCGUUUCAUUUGUACACAUACAAUAUCAAAAACAUCACUCACACAUCAUGAUUGUUUUUACAAAGUAUUGAUUGUUCGUAUUUUAUUUUUUGUAAAUAAUAAAAUGUAAAUAAUAUUGUAAACCAAUGCAGUUUCUCAUGGGACUUUUUAAAGUGAAGAUUGAAAGAAUCGGUGGAAAUCAUAAGAACCCCAAAUACCUUUAGCAACAUAUUUUGAUGAAUAUUUUUUUUUUAUAUUUAAGCUCAUGUUGAAGUGAUUUACAGGAACAAGGAUAAUAUGUGAUUCUCAGAAGUACAGAGUUAUUACUUUUCACAGGAGUGGUGGUUAAUGUCCCAGGACAGAACAGGUCACAUGUUAGGGAUGGUAGAGACAUACAGGGGUGUGAAGAAUAGGUGGGACAGAGAGAGCAAUGCGAAAGAAGACAGGAUAGAAGGAUGGAGAUGGCGCUAACAGAUGGACUCAAGAAGGAUUAUGGAUGCUCUUGGUAGAGUGUGACACCAAUUUACAAGGAAAGGCAGGAAAAGGAGGAGAUUUGGGCAGGAUUGUACCAAAAAAGGGAAAAAACAGAAAUUAUCGCAAAAGGAUAAGGAGAGAAACUGCAUGCUGAAUCAAAGAGACGAGGACCUUCUGUGUUUAACAACUGCACAGAAGGUGGAAAAAGAUCAAAAUUAAUGGAUCGAAUAGGGAGAAAUGAUUACGAUGGACAUGAUGUAAGAAGAUAAAUGUGCACAGGUUCUUCCCUGAUCUGACCCUCUCCUUUAAUCAAUCCACAUCUUCAUUUAUCCUACCAUCUGUCACAGGGAUCUCUUACUCAUUUCUGCUUUAUAUAAUUUUCUCAAUUUCAUUCUCAUUCCCAAAGGUUUCUUGUGUUUGGUUACUGAUCCCUGUUUGCCCUUUAUAAAACCAGCUCUGCCUCCCCUUUGGUAGCAUGUUGGACCACAUGUCCAGGCGUUCUCGCUCCCUGAUCUCUCUUUUCCUGACCUCCCUUGCCCUCGCUCUAUCUGUGCUGGCUUUCUGUACGUCUUACUGGUGUGAAGGAACGCACAAGGUGGUCAAACCUCUCUGCCUUUCACCUGUCAAGAUGAAGAACUGCGGACAGAACAACAGUGAACCUUACACUACAGAAAGCCCCACCUCGGAUCCUCAGAACCUGUUACCAACAUUAUUACCAAAGCGAAGAGAGGAACUGGCCAGGAUUCGACAAAGACAAUUGGCCAAUGCAGUGCACUACAUUUGGGAGACAGGAGAAGACAAGUAUACCUUCAGAUAUUUCCACACAGGAUUUUGGGAGUCCUGUGAAAAGCAUGCUGAUGGAGAACGAUGUCGUCGGUUCUUGGAUCUUACUCCUGGAGAGACACAUGGUGUUCUGUGGUUGUCAAUGAUUGCUGAGUUCAUGUACAUCAGUUUGUUGGGCAUGGGCUUUCUACUCAUGUGGGUGGAAGUGUUGUGCGCUCAUAAAGAAAUGCAUGCACUCAAAAUCAACGCUUUCGCAGCCAUAUGUACAGUGCUCUCAGGACUGUUAGGGAUGGUGGCUCAUAUGAUGUACACUACUGUAUUUCAGCUAACUGUGAUUGUAGGGCCCAAAGACUGGAGACCUCAGACGUGGGACUACGGCUGGUCAUUUGCGCUUGCAUGGGUGUCUUUCAGCUGCUGCAUGUGUGCUGCAGUUAUGACCCUUAAUUCUUACACUAAAACAGUCAUUGAGCAGCGUCACCGCCAGAGGCUUCGAUUAGAGGAGGCCCGUGCUACAAGCCACGCUCCGUCCUAUGAGGAGGUGGUCCCAGGUGGCGGGCUGUACUCUGUCAGCCGCCUAUUACAGUGCCCAAAUGGGAUGAUAGACUCUAUGUGGGCAUCCGAUGGGAGCAUGGGACUGGUGCAAGAGAGCGAUGUGCCCACCCUGGUACUGUUUGGAGGAUGCGGACAAGAUUCAUGUGAGGACUGCGAGAGAGAGAUGGAUGAGAUGAAGGAGGCCAUGAAUGGAAUAGAUUCUCCUUGUUAAUCGAGGAUGAUGUGAGUUGAAGGGCUAGUUCACCCAUAAAAGAAAAUUUCGUCAUUAUAUUAGUCCUCAUCAUGCCAUUCCAAACCUAUAUUACUUUCUUUCGUCUGUGAAACACAAAGAAAAUAACUUGAAGAAUGUUGGUAAUCAAACAGAUUUGGUUACCACUGAUGCCCAGUGGAUGGAGAGAAAAAAAAAUCGCAAAACAUCUUAUUUUAUGUCAUAAGUCAUACAGGUUUGGUUUGACCUGUAAAUGAUGACAGAAUUUUCAUUUUGGGUGAAAUAUCUGUUAUUACUGUAGCUUUUAUAACAAUCGCCUUGCUUGUUUUGUUUGCCUGAAUAACUGACUGAUGAGCAAAAACUGUCUAUGCAAAAUGUCAAGAUGAUUUUUUUCAGAUAUGUCUGUGGCUGAAAUUCAGUCAGUAUGAGAUACUGUAUGUAGACACACAGUAGGUGUGAGAAAAGAGUCACCCUCUGUGUGUGAGUGGAUUUCCAAGUGUGAGGAUUUAGGAAAAUGUCAUUUAUCUAUUGAAAGGUAUAAGACUUUUGAGUGGAUUAUACUGAUCACAAAGCCUGUAUUAUUUUCAUGUUAUAAUCUAACCAAAAAGUUACAUCUCAUGUUCUCUGUAUUUUUUUCUCUUGUUUUAUUUGAUUUAGAAUCGAUACCCAAACCAUAACAAAUCAUAAAAAAUUAUUAAAAAAUGUAAAUUCUAAAGAAUUGCUUGAAAUAAAUAUCUCAUAAAUGUGGAAUUGUUGCA